Lepisosteus oculatus (spotted gar) is the source of this 3006-nucleotide messenger RNA. RefSeq names its product oocyte zinc finger protein XlCOF6-like. Gene Ontology annotation, biological process: regulation of transcription by RNA polymerase II. Gene Ontology annotation, cellular component: nucleus. NCBI's taxonomy places the organism in Eukaryota, Metazoa, Chordata, Actinopteri, Semionotiformes, Lepisosteidae. The record is from RefSeq and is a predicted model, not a curated record. Gene Ontology annotation, molecular function: RNA polymerase II cis-regulatory region sequence-specific DNA binding; DNA-binding transcription factor activity, RNA polymerase II-specific.
GUGCUUUCACAAUGUAACGAUAUCAAUGCUCAACGCCUUGGUAAAUCGUACACAGGGAAUGAGUGUAGGAAGGCAGUACUGAGCGAAUAGCAGGCGUCUUGCAAGAAGAGCUGGACGUUUGCCUUACGAGCACGGAUCUGACUUCAAAUCCGCCCCCUUAACGGGGAACCUGGUGUGAAUUGGGACCGCUUGCCCACUCUCCCCAGACUGAAAAAGUUCAGAUGGAGAAAGGAAAGGAAGACGCGCCUGCACAAUUUCAGCUGCGGCAGCAGGGGGGAUCGGGAGCCGCCGGGGAUCGGGGAAGGAUAUCGCAUCCCGGCGAGAGGGAUCGUGUUGGGUCUGUCCGGAUCUGUCCGGGAAUCACGGGGGCAGAGCUGACACAACCCGGGGCCGGAGCAGUGCAGGCCACCCCUGAUGCCAGCGAAAGGCUUUCUAUUGAACAGCGGCACUGUGAGAAGCAGUGGGGCUCCAGUAGCAGACGUGGCCCAGAAUGCCCCGCUCCGGCAGGCAAGGACACUCUCGCCCAGCGGCACAGGAGCAAAGAGAGUGGAAAACACAUCAGCACUCUGACACGGGCACCUGAGUGGGUUUCACACAGUCUCAAACUACUGAGAUCUGAUCACAGCACGGCAGGGCUCAGUAAUCUGGACACUGAGAAUGCGAAAGAAAGUCUCACUGGACUAGAGUGUGGUGUUGAACAGGGGGUCAAAGAAGAGGAGCUGAACGAGCCGGAUACUGUUCGAGUUACUGAACAGAGCACCGAGCCCCACUCGGCUCAAUCCACAGAGCAGCACACUGAGCCACUGCCGGUUCACAUCAAAGAAGAAGAAGGCAAUGAUCUUCUGCGUGGACCUUGUGAGGGAUCUCCAUUCGUGAAGGAAGAGGCCCUUGAGCUGGAUUGCGUCCACAUUAAGGUGGAGAGGCAGACCCAGUCCACACACUCAGAUGGGAACAGGGCUGAGUUUGAUCACAGCCAGCAGGGCCAUUACACAGAGGACUGCAAAGGGGAAGAGCAACUCCGAGACCAGGAAAUCAGGAAGACCGACCCGCUGGAUAUUAUAGUUCUGAGGCCUUGCUCAGUCAGGGUGGAAAGACUGUCAUUACAGCACAAUCAGCAACAGCACGAGCUCCCCACUACGUCCGCUCCACCGCCUGCGAGUAAGGACAACGAGGGAUCCACUCGAAACCCAGACGCUGUCCAUCACAGCACCCACUGUGGGAAGAGUCUCAGUCGCUUGGGAGAUCUUGUGCCACACCAGCUUAUCCUGCCAGAACACAGGCUGUACUCCUGCUCUCAGUGUGAGAAGAGGUUUACCCAGCCGUCUGAUCUUGAAAUACACCAGCGCCUUCACGCGGAGCAUAGACCUUUCAGUUGCAGCCAAUGUGGGAAGAGUUUUCCCGAGUUAAGUGACCUAAACCGGCAUCACCGCUGUCAUACAGCAGAGAGACCCUUUAUCUGCAGUCACUGUGGCAAGAGUUUUAACCAGUUAUCCAACCUUAAAAUACACCAGCACUUUCACACCGGCCAUAGGCCAUAUAGCUGUAGCCAAUGUGGGAAGAGCUUCAGUCAGUUAAGUGACCUUAACAGGCAUCAGCGCAUUCACACCGGAGAGAGACCCUUCAUCUGCAGCGAGUGUGGCAAGAGUUUUAGUCAUUUGAGCGUUUUAAAAUGCCACCAGCGAGUUCACACGGGAGAGAGACCUUUCACGUGCAGCCAGUGUGGGAAGAGCUUCAGCCGGCUCAGUUUUCUGAAAUGCCACCAGCGCAUCCACACAGGAGAGCGCUCGUUUAUCUGUAACCAGUGCGGGAAGAGUUUUAUUGACUUGAGAGGUUUAAAAAGGCACCAGCGCAUUCACACGGGGGAAAAACUGUUCAUCUGCUGUCAGUGUGGGAAGAGUUUCCUCGAUUUGAGCAGCCUAGAAAGCCACCAGCGCACUCACACAGGAGAGAGGCCGUACAGCUGUAGUCAGUGUGGGAAGAGCUUUAUUGACCUGAGCACCCUCAAACGCCACCAGCGCAUCCACACAGGAGAAAAGCCUUUCAGCUGCAGUCACUGCGGGAAGAGUUUUAUUAAUUCAAGCGACCUGAAGAAGCACCAGCGCAUUCACACCGGGGAAAGGCCGUUCAAGUGCACGCUUUGUGGCAAAAGUUUUUGCCAGUCGGGGGCGUUAAAAUCCCACCACCGCAUCCACACUGGAGAAAAACCCUUCAGCUGUACCCAGUGUGGGAAGAGUUUCAGCAAUUCGAGUGAUCUGAUCAAGCACCAGCGCAUCCACACAGGAGAGAGACCCUUCACCUGCAGUCAGUGUGCGAAGAGCUUCAAUGUCUUGAGCAAAUUAAAAAGCCACCAGCGUGUUCACACUGGCGAGAGGCCUUUCAGCUGCAGUCAGUGUGAGAAGACGUUUAGUCUUUUGAGCACGCUGAAACGCCACCAGCGCAUUCACACAAGAGAAACCUUUCAGUUGCAGUCAGUGUGGGAGGAGUUUUAGUGACUUAAGCAACCUAAAAAGACAUGAGCGCAUUCACGUAGGGGAGAAACAACUGUAAGAUAUUUUCAUCAUUUCGUCUUUCCUAUUACGGUCAUGACCUGUCCAGUUCUUCAACGAUAUUUCUAUUAUGCUUAACACUGUUUGCUAUAGAACAUUCACUGUUGUUGGGCCUAUAUUAACAUUUAUUACAUAAUCCUCUGGCACCCUGUAGCCUGACCUUGUCAGAUCUCAAAAGCUCUCUCCGGACUGCUGUUAUUACUUUAACUGCUGCCCCAAAUUAGCUUUGAGAGCAGGUUUUAAGGCCUGCAAGAAGAAAGGAUACCUAAGAGCACAAGGCAGAGUUUUGACUCUGUUGCCUGGGCAAAACAUUCCCGUGUUCCCCAGAGCAGUAACUGGGGUGUACUAUCAAGUCUGUGAACAGGAUGUCUUCAAAUUACUGUGCAGUAUGUUGUUUUAACAAUCCGUAUUGUAUUUUUUACAAUGUACUGUAUGUGGUAAUAAAUAGAACUGCUGUGUA